This is a messenger RNA of Solea senegalensis (Senegalese sole), 2891 nucleotides long. Its product is annotated as E3 ubiquitin-protein ligase TRIM39-like. Gene Ontology annotation, molecular function: protein binding; zinc ion binding. NCBI's taxonomy places the organism in Eukaryota, Metazoa, Chordata, Actinopteri, Pleuronectiformes, Soleidae. The transcript is spliced from 10 exons. Bases 34 to 1674 code for a protein of 546 amino acids. The record is from RefSeq and is a predicted model, not a curated record.
AGCCCAACUGUUAAGGACUAUCUGUCAACAGACAUGGCCCCCAAACUAUCAGAGGAGCAGUUCCGGUGCAGCAUCUGUCUUGACAUCUUCAACAACCCCACUUCCAUCCUGUGUGGCCAUAAUUUUUGCCUGGAGUGCCUGAAACACUUCUGGGAUACGAGACACAAGUAUGUGUGUCCCCUUUGCAAAUACACCUUCAAACACCGCCCUGAGCUCAGGAUCAACCUGGUCUUAAAAGAAAUCACUGAUGGCUUCAAAAGGUCUAUGAAAAGCAGGCCGUCCUUCAAGCAACAGCGUUCUGUGACUGACGUUCCGUGUGACGUCUGCAGUGAUGACUCAACAGCGGUCAAGUCCUGCGUCGUCUGCAAGAAGUCUUUCUGCGAGACGCACCUGACUCCUCAUCUCAGGGAUCCAGUUCUGACGAUGCACAGACUGACAGACCCAGGAACCUUCUGUCACCUCUGCAGAAACCAUAACAAGCACUUGGGGAAGUUCUGCAAAGAUGAUCAGAUCCCUGUGUGUGUGAAAUGCACCGAGAGGGACCAUAAGUACCAUAAUAUCGUCCCCAUUGAGAAGGAGAGCAAUAAGGUCAAAAGCCAGGUAAAGAAGACUAACGCGGAGUAUGAACAGAUGAUUGAGACCAGAGUCAAAAAGCAUGAGGAAAUCAAGACGUCUGUGGAGCAGAACAGACAGCAAAAAGCACAGGAGGUACAGACAAGCGUCCAGGUCUUCACCAAAGUGAUAAGCGCCAUCGAGAGAAACCAGGCCCUGCUGAUCGAGGAGAUUGAGAAGAAGCAGGAGGAGGCGGAGAGGAGAGCGGAGGAGAGCGGGAAAGAGCUGGAGCAGGAGAUCCUUGAACUCGAGAGGAGACGCAGCGAGCUGCAGGCGCUGGAGAACAGCGACGACCCACUUUACCUUCUGCAGAUGUUCCCACAACUGAGUUCCCCAUUGGUCACCAGGGACUGGUCGUCGGUCACGUUCCACUCCGACAUCCACAUCGGACAAGUGAGGAAAGCGUUUUCCCAGCUGGUGGAAGUCUGCCAGACACUCGAAAAGAAACUGUUGGGAGAUGAAGUGGACAAGAUAACUCAAUACGCAGUGAAUGUAACUUUCGAUCCUGCGACCGCUGCCGGCUGGCUGAGUCUGUCCGCGGACAGGAAAAAGGUGAGCAUCAGCAACCGGCCGAGGAAACUCUUGCUCCCCAACGAGCCGCGCAGGUUCGACUCAUGCGUCUCCGUUCUGGCGAAACAAAGCUUCACCUCUGGGAGACACUAUUGGGUUGUUCAGGUCGGAGAUAAAACAGAUUGGGAUCUCGGCGUCGCCAGGGAGUCCAUUAACACGAAGGGGGCCAUCACGGUGCGCCCCGACUGCGGUUUCUGGGCCAUCUGCAGGCGCAAAGGUGGCAGCCUGAGCGCCUGUGCCGGCCCCUCCGUCACCCUCAACCUCCAGGAAACGCCUCAGAAAGUGGGCAUAUUCGUGGACUACGAGGAAGGAUCCGUGUCCUUCUUCGACGCGGAGGCAAAGUCUCACAUCUACACCUACAGCGGCUGCACCUUCACCGAGCCCCUCUACCCGUACUUCAACCCGUGUCUCCACGACAACGGGAAAAACACCGCCCCGCUGGUCAUCUGUCCAGUGGAGGUUUAUUACCCUGACCACGAGGCAGUGUUAUGAGCGGGUCAGACUUCCACAUUUGCAUUUCCGUUCUUGCUGUCCAGAAUGAAUUACCUGAGCGAUUUUGGAUAAUCUGGCCAAAUGAUCAAACAGCCGCGAUGGCAGAUUAUUGUCGAACGCCGUCGUUGACACAGCUGACCUCACUUUAGCUGCUCGUUUUGGACGGUGGUCACAGCAUUGGGUCAGAAGCGUAGACUGUGUAUAAAAAAGUCGACGUAGUCUUGUGGUUUGCUGCCUGAGGGCAACCCUGAAAUAAGAAUACAGGAACAACCAAUAGGGGGCGACUCCACUGUUUGCAAAAAGCCUCUUGUUCUCUCUUGGUUUAUGACGUCACUCAACAUUUUCCUGGCUAUUUAAAGGAACGUCAGCAUUGCGGCCGACUUGGACGUGAUUCCUUUCUCGAAGUCGGUCCGUGAGCGACUCCUAGUGGUCCGCGAGGUGACAAGCAUGUAACAUAUCAUGUUUAAAAAUGUAAAAUGUCAGCGUUUUAAUUUCAGUGUUUCUCAAACUGCCUGCGACAUAUAUGUGUUGUUUUCAAUAUCAAACUUGCGAACUUUGGGGCUGUUUUGAGUUAGGUGGUCCGUGAGUGUUUUUUUUUAACGGGUUAACCGGUCCUUGGUCUGAAAAAGUUUGAGAAACACUGUCUAGAGGAUGGGAGUUCAGAUUCUUAUUGGGCGAUGUCAUGACCAGUUAGCUACAAGGUCUUGAAAUACUAAUCGAAGUCUCUUUCUUAAUUUUUUUCUGCAGAAGUGUGUAUUGACACACAUUUUUGGGAUCAUACAUGUAUGUGAGUGGACAACUCAGCCGUGUUUAUAUCGCCGGGGAACGGCUGAAUAUUAUCUCUUAUUUUAACAUACUAUAAAUGUUUGACUUUUUGAUUUUCAUAUACGUGUUUUUACACUCCUGUCCGCGUGGUUAUUUUGAGAACAGUGUGACGUCACACGUAAAAUGUGCGAUUGAUUGUUUUUCCAGUGAAAUACUUGACAUAUUUAAAAGUACUUAGCGAGCCGUGAUAAAUGUGUAUGGGUUGUAUUAUCAUCACAUAAUCCAUCCAUCCAUCCAUUUUCUACUACUUUAUCCUCAAAUCAUGAAAUAAUGUUACUUUACUUAUUGCUCCACUUUAAUCCAAAUGUUUUAUACACUGUAAGAAGGUGACACGUUUUCUCAGGGUGAGAAUUUCAUAUUUUGCACAAACUAAAUAAACUUUGUCAAAACAA